Messenger RNA from Cooperia oncophora, 1068 nucleotides. NCBI's taxonomy places the organism in Eukaryota, Metazoa, Nematoda, Chromadorea, Rhabditida, Trichostrongylidae. The record is from the annotation of a GenBank genome assembly.
AUGUCUGCUGAACUUACCUGGCAAAUCAUCCGGAAAAACAGCUGUUUCCUUCGCCGACAAAAAGGGAUCAAGAAGCAUUUUUCUGUUGAACCAUUCAAUCUACGAGGCAUCAAUAGCCCCCGAUUCAAUGGAUUCAUCAGCAAGAAAGCGAUGAAUAUCGCUCCUGCAAAAGAUGGCAAAGGUGUUGUCGUCUCCGUGAAAAUUCCAGGUGACAUCCUUUUUUAUCCUUACUGCAUGGUACAAUUCAACGUAGAGAUGAGUGAGGUCACCUGCUGGCAAGCUUUUCAUCAGUACAACAUGGUUGUUAUGGCAUACCAGGAUCGUAUGCGAGCUUGGCAGGCAUACUCCCCUACCGGUACGACUGUUCAGAGACGUCAAGGCGUUCGAUAUGCUGGUGCGGAUCAGAAUGAGCCGAACAUUGACGAGAGAAGACCACGGAAUUUUCUUCGUCCAAUCCCAGCAAGUGCACGUGAAGUGACUGUCAUCCACAAUCCGAAUGGACCGGAUCUACUUGCUGCUCAGUUCCAAGUGGCUUCGUAUUUACGCCGCUUCAUGGCCGAAGUGAUUGAUUUUGUGUUUGCCUUUUUCAUCAAACUUUUGCUGGUCUAUUAUCUUGUAGAAAUGGAUUUUCUUCAGUUGCUUCAUCCUUUAUAUUUUUGCCGAUUCGACAAACUUCUGGGCAAUGAGGCUGACCUUCAAACACUUGUGGAUGUUACCCAAGAGCUGUUUCCAUUGGAACUACUCGGGAAGUUAGCGUGCAGUUUGCUAGAGGCCCUGUGCUUGUCACAGUCGCUGUUUCCUCGUUUUUUCGGACAAACACCUGGCAAGUACAUUAUGCGAGUUCGAGUCAUUGAAUGCGGAAGUGUAUCUCAUGUAGCAGGAGCACCACCAAAUGUUGUACGGGUUACCGGAGUGCUGUCGAUUCCAUUUAAAGCGGCGAUUUUGCGAUCGAUGUUGAAAAACAUUCUCAUAAACUCGCUGGUACCGUUUAGUACAGUGGCAUUUGCAUUCAAUAAUAAUCGAGCCAUCUACGAUAUUCUUGCGAGAACGAUAGUUAUUGUUGAUUGA